This is a messenger RNA of Aspergillus nidulans FGSC A4, 1092 nucleotides long. RefSeq names its product putative origin recognition complex subunit 3. Gene Ontology annotation, molecular function: DNA binding. Gene Ontology annotation, biological process: DNA replication. The record is from RefSeq and is a predicted model, not a curated record. Gene Ontology annotation, cellular component: nuclear origin of replication recognition complex. The transcript has 2 exons. NCBI's taxonomy places the organism in Eukaryota, Fungi, Ascomycota, Eurotiomycetes, Eurotiales, Aspergillaceae. The coding region runs from base 1 to 1092 and encodes 363 amino acids.
AUGUCCCAUUUCUUCGCCAACCCAAUUUCGGUACUACUGGCGGACCGCGUUGGGGAAGACCUACAGAAUGAUAAACUAUGCGAAGCCAUCCGAAAUGUACCGUCCUUUAGGGAGUAUUGUGAGAUUUUGUUGGAAGAUAGCAAGACACAACAAGUGCGAGACUUGUUGGAGGAUGACAAACUCCUUCUCUUGGAAACCACCCGGCUCAUCAGAGCUGGGCAACGAUCAAUGCAUUACAUGUUCCAGGCGGUGAAAUUUAUCUCUAUAUUGCUCAAGGAACUCAACAUCUCCAAGAAAGUGAGCAUAUCAGAAUUGUCUAUUCGCGCAUUGUGCGGGGAGCUGCAAAAAUCUCCCCUACUCGAAGACGUCCUCGCCGCCUUUCGACGAUUGGAUUCUAGCAGAGUCGCAGGGUUGCUCUCCCAGUUCCCCGAAGCUCUAAGAAGCCUUCCUGAUUUGCGCGGUGUUGAGGCGGACUUCAGAUCUUUGACAAAAGCCCACGAAGGACCAGAGCCUCUGCGUAGUGAGUACGACAGUCAAAAUUCCGUUAUCGGGACCACCAUAGUGAAGCAACGUGUCAAACUCGACACGGGCAAAGCGAAGUUGCCAGAAGAGACUAUAAAGUACACAAGGAUUAUAAACCGUUGUUGUACAUUGCUAAGAUCAUAUUUUGUGAACAUCCUCGUCUUCCCGCAAGAAUUACCCUUACAUGAGGCAUUCCUGCUCGACAUGCGAAAUCCCAUUAAAGAAGUCUUUGCACCGCGAGCCCGAUAUGCAAUAGAGCGAGCAUUAUCGAACCCGUUUGACUAUCUUCUGUUUACUUCACAGGACACCGAACGCAAGAUUUCCGCCAAGCAGCCUCCCACGGCGAUCUUAUAUCAGUUAUACCUCGAGUCCGGCGCUCUCGUGAAUAUGUAUGACCUGUGGACAGCAUUUUACGCAGUUUUUGAGAGCGAACAGGGUGAUAGCUGCGACGAGAGGAUGACUAUGGCAUUAUUUUACAGAGCUUUAUCUGAGCUCAGGGCACUCGGGAUGCUCAAACAUAGUCGGAAAAAGUUGGAUCAUGUUGCAAAGUCAGCUUGGAAAGGCUUAUGA